AAUCGUGCAGCAGCCGUUCGCAUGGUCAGAUAUGAUAAUGAAUUGCUAUAGGUCGAGCCGCCGCAUGAGCCAAAUGAGCGCGCAUGGUUGACCAGGCUUGGGCGAGUUGUAACAAAAACGAGGCUACAGCACCUGUAUGCACUCCGCCUCGCUGCCUUUGUCUUGGCAAUGUCUACUUAUCACGAACGUGAACUCACUCCGGACCGACCACCUUCGCAAACAAAGUGAGACCCCGGAGUAGAAGUGGAAGUCUACAUGUCCGUCGUCGUCAUCAGCCUCGGCGGGCUCAAUGGCGGACCCGCUGUCCCUCACAGCCUCCAUCAUCGCAGUCGGCACACUCGCCGCCCAGGUCGGCAAGAAACUCCGCGCCUUCUACCACGGCACGAAUGAAAUCUUCGCGGCGCAGAAUGAGCUCACAGACCUCGAAGCGCUGCUCCGCAGCUGCGAAGACAUUCAGGAACAGCCAUGGCGGGCCGACCAACGCGGCCUCGCCGAGCGGGCGGCCGUGUUGCUGGGGAAGAUUAAGCUCGAGCUGCAGUCACUCAGUAACAUGCUGCAGCCGGCGGAGUCACGAUGGGCCUUUGUCAGAACGAAAGGUUGGGCGUGGCUGAAGAACGAGAAAGCCAUCAAUCAAGCGCGGAGCAAAGUCCGAGCGCUCAAGCAGACGUUGAUGGAGACGUUCCAGCUGUUGACCGUGGACACGUCGAGGCGAGCCGUCUAUCAGAUUGAUGAGCUGAAGCUUCAGAUUGGGGAUGUGCAGACGUCGGUGGUGAGUUCGCGGACCGCCGUGCUCGACGAGAUCAACGAUAUGCGUCAGCUUGCGGCUUUGAUUCCGGCCGGGCAGUCUCCGGAGAAGAUGGACGAUGGUCUGCCGUCAUACGCCGUGAAGCCUCCUGCAACAGCCAGCAGCAGCACCGUUGGUCUCGAAUGCAGCAUUCGCCGGAUGAGCACUGGUUGUCUCCCAUUGUGCAGCUGUCGUUGCCACAAAUACGGCCGGCUCUCCACGCCUCGCUUCCUCGAUCAAGUCGUUGGUCAGCUUCUCAUCGGCUACACCAUGCGGCCGAGGACAGCCGUCCAUUGCGAUGAGAAGCGAUGCAUGGGCAACGACCGCACCACCUUCCGCCUGCUCUAUGUCUUCCCCGCCUGGUUCCUGAGCUGGGCGAUUGCGGUGCUCAUCACGGCCACCGCUAACCGCCCGCCAGAGAUGCUGCUCCGGAUUCCAAGGCUCCGUAACCAUAGAGACGCGCUGUGGGAGGAAGUCUCCUUCGGCAACAUCGACUUCGUCAAGGAUGCUUUCCAGAGAGGGACGGCGCACAUUGACGACGUUACGAGUAACGGCGCACAAAGCCUCUUGCACAUAGCACUCUUCGAGAAGCGAGCGGAGAUGGCGGCGUUCUUGGUCGACCAGGGCGCGGACAUCUACCUGGCCGACCGCAAGCAUCAUACCGCGGCGGAUAUCAUGGGCCUGAUCACAUUUUCGAAAGGCAUGCCGGGGGAUUCCUGCUCGGCUCUGGCCCGUCGCUUCGAGAACUGCAGCUCCUUCAUCGAGAAGGCGCAGUUCCCGUUGCUGCACAAGAUAAUCUUCGGCCAGGUAGACGCGGACCUGGAGGAGGUGCUUAAGGCCUCGACAGCCGACAUUGACAAGCCAGAUGCGUACGGUCGGACGGCCUUAUCUUGGUGUGGCUCUCGGGGCGACACCAAGUCGGGUAGGAUCUUGCUUCGCUAUGGCGCCGACCCCAAUAUUGUUGAGAAGGGCGACGCCCUUCUUCUUGGAGACUCCGCUGUACAUUGCCAUCGAUGACAGUGGGAAGAAUGCGCAUAUCCCGGUCUUGUUGAAGUUCGGCGCUAGCACAACGCAAGCGUCUGGUAUGAACGAGAGCGCUCUGCACUUUGCCGCUGAGCGAUCGCCGGAAGCCGUUGAGAUGGUGUUCCCUUUCACCCCAGCGAGAUACCACACACGAGCAGUCACCGCGGCGAUUCGCCUCAAUCGAUUGGAGACGCUGAGCACACUCCUGCGCCUUGGUGCUGAUGUGUGCGAGGCGGAUGACGAGGCGCGGACGGUGCUGCACUAUCUCGCUCUCUUCGCUUCGCUAGAGGCUCUUGACAUGAUGCAGCCGGUACUCACUGGGAUUGUGCCGGAUGCGAUCGACUC
Molecule: messenger RNA, 2152 nt
Organism: Baudoinia panamericana UAMH 10762
Lineage: Eukaryota; Fungi; Ascomycota; Dothideomycetes; Mycosphaerellales; Teratosphaeriaceae
Exons: 3
Coding region: 290-1801 (503 amino acids)
Molecular function (GO): protein binding
Source: RefSeq, a predicted model, not a curated record